Paramuricea clavata is the source of this 209-nucleotide messenger RNA. Lineage: Eukaryota; Metazoa; Cnidaria; Anthozoa; Malacalcyonacea; Plexauridae. The record is from the annotation of a GenBank genome assembly.
AUGGACAAUUUCCUCACAAAAUUACGGCUGCAAACAAGAAGCAUAAUCGAUAACCGGUCAUUCAAUGGAACGACAUCGCGUGGCAGUUCGCCGCCUGCAAUUUCGCCUCAGAAGCAUAAUCCGUUUGGAUUAAGCAGUCAAACUCCAAGGAAUCCACCAAGCAAGAGAAAUAAAAUUAUUCUCGUCGUUGAUACGCCUGAAACAGACUG